Molecule: messenger RNA, 1269 nt
Organism: Ostreococcus lucimarinus CCE9901
Lineage: Eukaryota; Viridiplantae; Chlorophyta; Mamiellophyceae; Mamiellales; Bathycoccaceae
Exons: 1
Coding region: 1-1269 (422 amino acids)
Biological process (GO): fatty acid biosynthetic process
Molecular function (GO): 3-oxoacyl-[acyl-carrier-protein] synthase activity
Source: RefSeq, a predicted model, not a curated record
AUGGCACGUGAGACUGAUCCGAAGAAAAGAGUCGUGAUUACGGGAAUGGGGUUAUGUUCUGUGUUUGGUAACGACUACACCGCAUACUACGAUAAGCUUCUUUCUGGACAAAGUGGCGUUGCGCCGAUCGAUCGAUUCGAUACGAGUGACUUUCCAACGAAAUUCGCUGCACAAAUUCGCAAUUUCGACAGCGAGGGUUACAUCGACAAGAAAAACGAUAGACGACUUGACGACUGUCUUCGUUAUGCUCUCGUGUCUGGUAACAAAGCUUUGGAAGAUGCAGGUCUGGAUGCUGCCGCACUCGAAAACCUCGAUAAACAACGCGUCGGUGUUCUCGUUGGCAGCGGUAUGGGUGGCCUCACUGUUUUCCAGGAUGGUGUGAAAGCACUCGUGGAGAAGGGGCCGAAGAAGAUAACUCCAUUUUUCAUUCCUUAUGCCAUCACAAACAUGGGCGGUGCAAUGCUUGCUAUUGAAAAAGGUUUUAUGGGACCGAAUUAUUCUAUCUCGACCGCCUGCGCAACGGCAAAUUACGCCUUUCACGCGGCAGCCAAUCACAUCAGGAACGGCGACGCAGAAAUCAUGAUCGCCGGUGGCUCUGAAGCACCCAUCAUUCCUGUUGGUCUGGGUGGUUUCGUCGCUUGUCGAGCUCUCAGCCAAAAUAAUGAUGAUCCGGAGGGGGCCUCUCGACCCUGGGACAAGUCUAGAGAUGGAUUCGUGAUGGGUGAAGGUGCUGGUGUCCUCAUCAUGGAGACGUUGGAAAGCGCAAAGAAGCGUGGUGCUCGCAUCCACGCAGAGUAUCUUGGUGGAGCCAUCACCUGUGACGCGCAUCAUAUGACUGAUCCACGAGCCGAUGGUCUUGGAGUAUCCACGUGCAUAGAGCUUUCCAUCAAGGAUGCUGGUAUCUCCGUGUCAGAUAUAAACUACAUCAACGCACACGCCACCUCAACUCUUGUCGGCGACGUCGCAGAAGUCAACGCUGUUCGCAAGGUAUUCAAAGACGUACAAAAUGUCAAAAUGAAUGCAACCAAAUCAAUGAUCGGACAUUGUCUCGGUGCUGCAGGGGGGAUGGAAGCCAUCGCUUGUAUCAUGGCGAUAAAGACUGGCAUGCUGCAUCCGACUCUGAACCAAAACGAACUGGAACCGAUAGUUGAAGGGAUCGAUACGUGUGCAAACGAAAAGAAGGCGCACACGGUUACCGCCGCCAUUAGUAAUUCCUUUGGUUUCGGUGGCCACAAUUCUUGCGUUAUAUUUGCACCCUUUGAAGACUAA